Messenger RNA from Carlito syrichta (Philippine tarsier), 1065 nucleotides. Its product is annotated as kinesin-like protein KIFC1. The transcript has 12 exons. Gene Ontology annotation, biological process: microtubule-based movement. The record is from RefSeq and is a predicted model, not a curated record. Lineage: Eukaryota; Metazoa; Chordata; Mammalia; Primates; Tarsiidae. Gene Ontology annotation, molecular function: microtubule motor activity; microtubule binding; ATP binding. The coding region runs from base 1 to 1065 and encodes 354 amino acids.
AUGCCGGCGGGGGGCGGGCGCUGGUGGAGCUUCUGGGAGCAGCGGGCCAGGCAGCUGCAGUGCCAGGUUCGGGUCAAAGAAGAAAGGAUAGCUGAACUCGAAACAGAAAAUGCUGUUCUUCAUCUGAAAUUGGCGGAGUACCAGGGGAGGCUGGAUGAGAGUCGCAGGGAGGCCGUACAGGUCCGCAGGCUGUGCAACCAACAGCGGUGUCUGCAGAGAAAUGCGCAUUCCGCCUUCAGCCAGCUGGGUCGUGCUGCUCAGAAACUUAAACAAGACAUGAUGGAGUUCCGCUCUUCCUCUCUGAUCCUCUUAAGACGUUACCAGGAUCAGCAUCAGCACUGUGUUUCUGAAAUGGUGACUGCAGUUCGGCAUGUACAGCUCAGUGGCGAGGCUCUGCGAGCAUGUCAGUCAGAGGCAGCCUGCCUCCAGCGGUCCCUCCAGGAGGUCAGCACCCGUUACCAGCUGGAAAAGCAGAGGAGACGAUCCCUUCACAACAGCCUGGUGGAGCUGAAAGGGAACCUCAGAGUUCACUGCCGGAUUCGCCCUUUGCUGCCUUUUGAUGAUGAAUUUGAUGGCACAGUUUUGCAGAACAGCUCCAACUCGGGAGAAGUGACCCAUGCAGUGGAUGACGAAACAGUUCUAGUGAAAUGUGAUCAUUCCAGUUACCCUCCAAUCAAUAAGACAUAUCAUUUUGAAAGAGUUUAUGGUCCAGCAGACUCUCAGAGUGACGUGUUUGGAGAAGUGUGCCCUCUGCUCACAUCCCUCUUAGAUGGGUACAACGUCUGUGUGAUGGCAUAUGGACAGACGGGCAGCGGGAAGAGCCACACCAUGCUGGGACCCUCCGUGCAGCAUGGCCCUGCUUUGCCAUCUGAUUCACAGAGCCACCUGGGCAUCGUCCCCAGAGCUGCGGAAGAGCUUUUCAGUGGCCAUGCUGGUGACUCUAGCAACUGUCCAGGCUAUGGAGAAAGCCAGCUAGCAGGGACGGCAGGACAGCAAGAACUGGAGCGAGCUCAGAGAGCUAUGGAGGAGCAAUCAGCUGCUCACAAGUCCGUGGGAGGCACCUAA